This is a messenger RNA of Striga asiatica, 3569 nucleotides long. The record is from the annotation of a GenBank genome assembly. Lineage: Eukaryota; Viridiplantae; Streptophyta; Magnoliopsida; Lamiales; Orobanchaceae.
GAGAAAGCUUUUUUAAUUGCAAAUAUCUUUUCAAUCUCCUUCAGAAAUGAAAUGAAAAAUGUCCUUGCCUCUGCCCAAGAACAUUUCUUCACUCGUACAUGUAAAUUCACCAAAAACCAUCCUUUCAGCUGCCUUCAGCCAAAUGCGAAUCACAAGGUUUUCGUCAGCAAAAAGGGAGAUGAAUCCAUCUAGUGGAUCAAAAAUCAUAGUUUCAAGGUUGCAGCUUACAGGGGGUCCUGAAAGUGGAGAAAAUAAGGAAUUGGUUCAAGAACUCCGUGUCUUUGUUAGGAAAAGAAGAGGUAAAAAAACUGACCAGGCCAUUGUUGAAGAGGUUAAACCUCAGAUUCUUGAUCAGAAGCCUUCUAGCCUCCCUGAAAUUGAAGAUUUUGGAUACCAGACGGACAAAACAGAAGCGCCUGAAAACUGGGAGAAGGUCCUUGAAUCUAUUCGUAAUAUGAGGUCUUCCGAAGAUGCCCCUGUAGAUUCAAUGGGGUGUGAAAAAGCUGGCAGUUCUCUUCCUCCUGAGUUUUCAAUCUUCGUUCUUGGAUUUUCAGGAGAGAAGGUUUGCAGUUUUGGUAUCUUCACUCUUAUCGAGUCAAACAAAGGAUCACGAGCUAUUCAACGGCUUCUGCAAAAUGAUUUGCUUACGGCCGAGGCCAUUGACAAAGCUAGUGAAGAUGAAAUCAAGAAGUUAAUUUACCCUGUGGGAUUUUACACAAGAAAAGCAAGCAACAUGAAAAAAAUCGCAAAAAUUUGUCUCUCAAAGUACGAUGGAGAUAUUCCUAGUACAUUGGAUGGGCUGCUGCAGCUUCCAGGAAUUGGCCCCAAAAUGGCGCAUUUGGUCAUGAAUGUCGGGUGGAAUAACGUUCAAGGAAUAUGUGUAGACACUCAUGUUCACCGGAUUUGUAAUCGUCUCGGAUGGGUUUCACGUCCCGGCACUAAGCAGGCACUCCUUAAAACUUCAACCCCAGAGGAAACUCGAGUGUCCUUACAACAAUGGCUUCCUAAGGAAGAAUGGGUUCCCAUCAACCCUCUUCUGGUGGGUUUUGGUCAGACUGUAUGCACUCCUCUUAGACCUCGUUGUGGCAUAUGCACGAUAAGCGAUUUUUGUCCAUCGGCAUUCAAAGAGAUCCCGAGCCCAUUAUCCAAAAUGAAAAAAAAAAAAGUGAACCGGAUUACUCUCAAACCCCUCCUUGUCAAGAGUUACUUGCAAAGGAUCUUCAUGGCAAUGAAUGGAAGUUCAGGCAUAUUUUCCGAGACUUUUAACAUGAAUGAAAACAAUCAGCUGCUCUUAGGGAUACGCCGUGCAAGUCGACCUCAAACAGUUAUGCCUUCAUCUGUGCUGUCGAGUGACAGCAUGCACAUUGGCCUUCUUGCAGCUGCUGCACAUGCAGCAGCCACUAGUAGCCGUUUUACUAUUUUCUAUAAUCCAAGGGCAAGCCCGUCCGAGUUUGUGAUACCUCUAGCAAAAUAUGCCAAAGCAGUUUAUCACACUAGAGUUUCUGUAGGCAUGCGUUUUCGGAUGCUAUUCGAGACCGAAGAAUCGAGCGUUCGUAGGUAUAUGGGUACAAUUACGGGCAUCAGUGACUUGGAUCCAGUUCGUUGGUCAAACUCUCAUUGGCGCUCGGUGAAGGUAUAAACAUAAAAUUAAAAAUUCGAAUUUUUCAUUUACGGGUGAUUUGUUUAUUGCACGGCACGUUGUUAUCAAUAUCAGGUUGGUUGGGACGAAUCGACUGCAGGUGAAAGGCAACCGAGAGUGUCAUUGUGGGAAAUCGAACCUCUGACAACUUUCCCUAUGUACCCUUCUCCAUUUUCCCUCAGAUUGAAGCGGCCAUGGCCAGUUGGACUCCCUUCAUUCCCUGGCCUUAAAGAUGGUGAUAUGGGCAUGAAUUCUCCAUUUUUCGGGGACCAAUCGUUUAAUUUCCAAAACUUGGGUGUUUCCCCAUGGAUCCAGCCGAGGAUCGAUUCUUCUUUCCACUCUUUACAGCCGAAUAUUUACCAAUUAAUGGCUGCAGCCGCCCUUCAGGACUCGACUAGCUCGUUAAACCCUUCCAAACUCCUUCAAUUCCAACAAAACAUUCCAAACAUUUCCUCAUCAUUAAUGCCGAACCCAAUGCUACAGCAGCCCCAACCCCAUCAAACCUUCAUCCAGAACAUUCCGGAAACCAACGGUCAAUUCUUACAGCAGCAGUUACAACAACAAAUUCACCCUCAAUAUCAAGAUCAACAACAGGUCAAGAAAACAAAUUCCGAGGCUCAGUUCACAACGCCUAUGCAGCAGCCCAUGAGCCAGCUGCAGAAUCUCUCGGACCUCAUCGGGACCCACAUUUCGUCAUCUUCUUCCGAAAACCCUUCCAUGCAGAACAAUCACUCGAGCCCGUUUUCUCGUGAAGGGUCCUUCAAACGGGUCGCUGUGGACCCGCAGCAGGUUAUGAACAAAACUUCUUCUCAUUUUGGCGUGCCGCAGUUGGAAGAACUCGGGACACCGAAUAAUAAUACUAAGGUCUCGGAUCUUACGGCCCUUUUGCCACCUUUUCCCGGACGGGAAUUUUCGAACUUUGCGAGUAAUUCCCAUAGCAAUUUGAUUUUCGGGGUCGGUAAUGACUCGUCGCCAGCUAGUUUGGCGAAUGGACUAUCGACACUCAGAAACGGCAGCAAUGAGAAUGAGUCCUUGCCGAUUCCUUAUGUGGGCCCAACAUUCGGAGGUGGUGCUACAGGCAAUGAUUUUCCUCUCAACUCGGAUAUGACCACGUUGAGUUGCGUGGAUGAAUCUGGUUACAUGCAGUCCUCAGAGAACAACGUGGACCAAACGAAUCCGACCCCAGGAGCCUUCGUUAAGGUUCACAAGUCGGGUUCGUUUGGGCGAUCGCUGGACAUAUCGAAAUUUAGCAGUUAUCCGGAGCUGAGAACGGAGCUUGCUCGGAUGUUUGGGCUUGAAGGCCUAUUGGAGGACCCACAUAGAUCAGGCUGGCAGCUUGUAUUCGUCGACCGCGAGAAUGACGUUCUUCUCCUCGGUGAUGACCCUUGGCAGGAAUUUGUGAACAAUGUUUGGUAUAUCAAGAUUCUUUCUCCCAUGGAAGUGCAGCAGAUGGGGAAAGAAGGGCUCGAUCUUCCGAAUUCGGCCCAAACAAAUCGGCUCUCGAGUGGCAGCAAUAGCUGUGAUGAUGACUACACGAGCCAAAAGGACUCGAGAAGCAACUUGCUCAAGUUCUGAUGAAAAUAAUGUAAAAUUGAAACAAAUUCCAAGUGUUCGUCGUGUGAAAAUAAUCAGUUCCAUUUGGUCUUCGUGAUUUCUCUCGAUUACUCUUUGCAAAUCCACCAAAGGCCACUGGUAUCUGGUAUGCAGUAUGUUUUAUUAUCCUGCUAAGGGAUUGAAUUGAACUGUUGAAACUUUUGUAUUUCUGGAAAAAAAAAAAAUGGUGUAUAUUAGUACUAUGAUGAGUUCAUGUCUUGUAUUGGAGCUAAUAUGUCUGAAUGUUUGAGAUGUAAUGUAAGAGACUUUGAUGGCCAUUUGUAAUCAAGAAAACUAAAAAAAAAGCAAGCAGGCUUAUUAUUUUAACCAUUCUCCA